Sceloporus undulatus (fence lizard) is the source of this 1418-nucleotide messenger RNA. RefSeq names its product small integral membrane protein 22 (gene SMIM22). The coding region runs from base 135 to 407 and encodes 90 amino acids. NCBI's taxonomy places the organism in Eukaryota, Metazoa, Chordata, Lepidosauria, Squamata, Phrynosomatidae. Gene Ontology annotation, biological process: regulation of cell population proliferation. The transcript is spliced from 4 exons. The record is from RefSeq and is a predicted model, not a curated record.
GGUUUAUAAGUCAGCCUUCUUGGACACUUGGCAGGAAGAGGAACAAGGAAGGUGAAAGUGAGUCCAGCAGCAAGAUCCAAAAGGAAAACAACAGGAGAAAGUACUGCCAGAUACAGUACAAGAGCUCAAGGAAAAUGGCUACUCCAAGCAAAGAUUUUGGCCAAGAGCUAAGUGACCAGGUCAAUGAUGUCCUGAGUCGACUGGCAAGCAAGGAGAUGUUUCAGUCCACCUGGGACAUUGUGGCAUUUGCCAUUUUCUUUACCUUCAUUGGCAUGGUUCUCCUGAUGGCCCUUCUGGUUCUUAUCCGCUGCUUUUGCUGCUGCUGCGAUUGCGACUCUCCUCGAUCAAAGUACAACAAGGUUCCUAAAAGAAAAGUCGGCAUUGAUAACAAGGGCAUGGAGCCAUAGUCUUGCUGUGACAAGUUACCUAUGCAAACAUGAUCAAGUGCCUCUGCUUUAUUGAUUUUUCUAUGCUGCAUUUUGAUUCAUUGUAAAUCGAAUCUCACCAAAGAUGGAACAUUGGACAGGUAACCCUCCACUGGCUUUGGUGUUCAGACUGUGAUCGUUCCUAACCUCUUCCUCUGGACUAUAAACCCAGAGGCAACAGUCAAGAGUCAGACACAUUCACCCAUGAGCCUUUUAUCAGAUGCUUCUGAUCACUGCUGUUACAAUAACUGUACAAGCUAAAAAGGCGGCAGACCCCUCAUCUCACUCAUUACCUUUCUUCCCCUCUACCACUUGGCAAUGUGCGUUUUUUGUUUCUUUAAGAAUAGAGAGGUCAGUGUCAGCUUCUCUGAUAUUCUUAUUCACUGCUGUGAGACUACAGCAGGGAAAUUAUACAGCCCAACAAAUGCUAUUGGGAAUGGAUCACCAAUCUUCCCUUGGUUCUGCCUGGAAGUGGAAUAGAUCUGUUCUUGCCUUUUGACCCCACUGCUCUUUUCCCCCCUUUCUAUAAACAUGAAUUUUUCCGCCAACUUCCACACAAUUGAAAAUGGGCAAUCUUGACUACGAAAGCUUAUAUAGAGCACCACAAAUUCAUGUUCUUCAUUUUAAGGGGCUGUGAAUUUUCUUCUUCAUUUGCUGUUAAAAUGUUGUCUGGAUCAUAGUAGUUGUGAAUUUUUUGUUUCUUAAGGUAAUUACUUGACGUUUAUGUUGAAUAAACUGCUGUUAUGGGAAAGCAGCAAGAUCCUCUGAAUAUUUCAUAGACACAAAGGGGGGGUGAGGAGAAAGAAUUUGAUUUUUUUACUCUUGGGAGACAAAAUAAAGUAGGCAAACAUAUACUUGCUCAUUCAUACCGCGUGGGAAGUAGUCUUCAAUGUCAUCUUCAUACAGAAUUUGAACCAGGCUCUCAACCGACUCAUCCAUACUCCAUGGUUUAAACCAUCCUGUGUCAAACUGAGAUUCCACAAUCUCUUUCAU